Molecule: messenger RNA, 1743 nt
Organism: Caenorhabditis remanei
Lineage: Eukaryota; Metazoa; Nematoda; Chromadorea; Rhabditida; Rhabditidae
Exons: 7
Coding region: 1-1743 (580 amino acids)
Biological process (GO): regulation of transcription by RNA polymerase II
Molecular function (GO): DNA-binding transcription factor activity, RNA polymerase II-specific; RNA polymerase II cis-regulatory region sequence-specific DNA binding
Source: RefSeq, a predicted model, not a curated record
AUGAUACAUCAAAUGUUAGUUCCUGUGGAAAUUCUCGAUGUGAGAAUCGACAUUUCGCUUAAGUGUAAUAAGUGUGGAACAGUUAUUAAAAAACUGACCAAAGAAAAUGAAGUCGCGAGAUGCAACAAAUGCCAAUCCAAGUCGAAAGAACGUUCAGAAGCGUGCAAGAUGAAAGUGAAUGUGAUCCAUUCACAAAACUAUUUCGAAGUUGAUUUGAGUUUUCAAGCGAUAACUCAGUUUGUUAAAAACGUAGUCAAAUUCCAAGGAAAAGCUCGGUCUGAUUGGAUAAAUAUCAACUUGGAGAGUUACUGGCCAACUUGGAGGAACAAAAAAGUUGAAAUGAUUCUCUGUCUGAGCGACGAGAAAUGGAGUUGUAUUGGAAUAAAAGAAUUGGAAGGAAAUUUCAAACCAGUGCGAAAUCUACAAAGUCAAGAAACUAACGGAAGAGCUUCAAGGCGAGACGAGGAUAUUGGUUUUGAGGCCAGAGAAGUGAAAGAAGAAGAAGUAGCGGAGCCAGUUGAUGGAUCUCUUCUGAAUGUUCAAGGAGAGAAACGAGCGGAAGGACGUGAAAAGAGACAUGAGAAUGGAAGUGGAAUGAAAGUUGAUGGAAUAAACGAAUUGGAAGAAGAUAUCAAACCAGUGGCAAAUCCACAAAUAUCGGACAUUAACGGAAGGGUAUCUAGACGAGGCGAGGAUAUUGUUUUUGAGGAUAGAGAAGUGAAAGUAGAAGAAGUAGAGGAGCCAGAUAAUGGUCUUCGUCAGAUGGAGAAAAACGUCAAUGUUCAAGGAGAGGAACAAGUGGAAGGAGGUGAAAGGAGACACGAGAAUGCAGGUGGAAUGAGAGUUGAUGAGGCUGUUGUAAGAAAUAAUCAGAGAAAAAGAGGUGGAGAAAGAGAGCGUCCGGUUUCUCCAAAAAUCGAAGAUGUUGAAUUCGAAGAGGACGUGGAGCAACAACGAAUUCCGGAAGAUUUCGAUGAUGGGGGACUUCGCGGAUAUGAUGAUAUGGACAUGGAUUAUGAUGAUUUUGAGGAAGGAGAAGGAAGACAACGGAAUUUUGUAGAUUUUGAUGAUGGAGAUCUCAGUGGUGAAGAUGACAUGGAUAUGGAGUUGGAUUUGGUGAGAGAUAAUAGAGAUAAAGAAGAAUUAUCAAAUGAUAGUAGAGAAAAACACGAAGAAUCAGAUACCGACGAGGGAGAAGAAAGUUCCGGAGAGGAUUCAGACAGCGAGCAAGAAUUAGAAGGAGAUGAUGAAGAUGAGAAAGAGGAAGAUGACAGCGACGAGAAGCCAGAACAGAAGCAAACGAAGAGGAGAUCGGCGAAAGCAGUCAUACCCAAGACUGUACACAAGAAUGUUCAAUUGAAGAAGAAGAACACUACGGGACCUCGUAUAUUUUUUUUUGUUAAUCAGAAAAAAGUGCUCAAUGUUGAGUUCAAAAGAAAGGAGUAUCCCAGUAAAGAAGAAUACGAAAGAAUCGCCAAGAAGACAAAACUAACGGUAAAACAGGUGAUAAGGUGGUUCAACGACCACAGAUAUAUGAAGAAGAAUCCUGGAAGGAAGAUAAAUAGAGGAAUGGGGCCAAGAAACCGAUUUGAUGACAGACAGGUAGCGGUCUUGAAUCGAGCAUUUGAAAGAAACCAAAACCCAAAUAAGGAACAACGUAAGCCACUCGUUGGAAAAACAGGACUCACUGACGAUCAAGUGAGAAUGUGGUUUCGGCACCGACGUGAAUGUCUUACUCAGUAA